Molecule: messenger RNA, 1183 nt
Organism: Humulus lupulus (European hop)
Lineage: Eukaryota; Viridiplantae; Streptophyta; Magnoliopsida; Rosales; Cannabaceae
Exons: 2
Coding region: 95-850 (251 amino acids)
Source: RefSeq, a predicted model, not a curated record
AGAACCUAUUGAGCUCAUCAAAUCAACACACUCAAAGCUUCAAUUGAAACUCAUAGGCUUUCAAGGCUUAAUUGUACUAAAAAUUAGGAUCCAAAUGGGGAUCCUCUCUCUUUUCCAAGGGGCCAUUCUGGCCUUCUGGCUCUGCCUUUUAGCUGUGAGCUUCACUCAUGUGUCCUCAGAGGAUACAGGUCUCACAGAAGAAAAGCCAUUCUUUUCACCUCACAAGCCAUUUUUCAAGAAACAUCACGACUACUUUCACCACCCAGUUCCCAUUUACAAGCCAAAACCUCACCCCGUUCCAGUUUACAUUCCAAAACCUCACCCCGUUCCAGUUUACAUUCCAAAACCUCACCCCGUUCCAGUUUACAUCCCUAAACCCCAUCCUAUUCCAAUUUACAAGCCUAAACCUCAUCCAGUUCCUAUUCCUAUUUACAAACCUAAACCUCACCCUAUUCCAAUUUACAAGCCUGAACCAAAGCCUGAGCCAAAGCCCGAACCAAAACCAAAGCCUGAGCCAAAGCCCGAACCAAAACCAAAGCCAGAACCUAAGCCUGAGCCAAAGCCCGAACCAAAACCAAAGCCUGAGCCAAAGCCCGAACCAAAACCAAAGCCAGAACCUAAGCCUGAGCCAAAGCCCGAACCAAAACCAAAGCCAGAGCCAAAGCCUGAACCAAAACCAGAGCCAAAACCCGAACCAAAGCCUGAGCCAAAGCCUGAACCGAAACCCAAACCAUAUGUUCCAAUUUACAAGCCACAUCCCCAUCCCUUCUUUAAGAAGCCGAAGUACCAUCAUCCAUUGGGCCCAAUCUUCCAUCAUCCAAAGAAGCCAGGCCCUCCCCUCGCUCCCUAGUUGACCCCUAGCUUGAUUAUGAUAUGGCGCAAUGUUCCUUUUCUUAGCUUGUAGUACUAUUGCAAAUAAAGGCUUUUAAUGGUUGAAAGUGAAGUUAUGACAAGUGAGCGGGUAAAGCACAAGAUUGUGGUUGUUACUCAUUACUUGUUAGAGUGUGUAAGGAUUAGUAGUUAUGCAUGUGAAAUUAAAUUUAUGGUGCUAUAUAUAUACUUGCUAUUUUAGAUUCAUUUGUCAUCAAUGGCAAUAUGUACGGUUAUGAUCAUUGCAAGAGAAUUUCGAAUUAUUUAUGUUCAGAAUUCAGACUCUAAAAAAAAAAUUGUACGGUUGCAUUAA